CCUUCCCCCACUCCUUUCUCCCUUAUAUCUUACAUCUCCCUCCUGUUCUCUCUCUGUCUUCCCCCUUCCUUUCUCUGGUUUCUCAAUCUCUCUCUUCACAAAACCCCACCCUUAAUAUUGCAUACUCUCACAUACAAGUGUUCAUCGGGGCUAGCUGUUUUCUGGACUAGGUUUGUCGAGGUUGCUAGGUCACAAACGGCAAUAAUGACGAUGAGUAACAAUAUUGGGCAGUUCGGCGACACCACACUGACGAAAGUCUUCGUCGGUGGCCUGGCAUGGGAGACGCCCAAGGAGGCCAUGAGAGAGCAUUUUGAGAAGUACGGUGAGAUCCUCGAGGCCGUCAUUAUCUCCGAUAAACUCACCGGAAGAUCCAAGGGCUACGGAUUUGUUACAUUUAAGGACGCUGAAGCGGCGAAGAGGGCUUGUGAGGACGCCACCCCCACCAUCAACGGUCGCCGCGCCAACUGUAACCUUGCUUCUCUCGGUGCUCGCCGCCCCAGGUCCUCCGCAACUCCUCCUCCUCCUCCUCCUCAACAAGGAUCAAAUUUGGGAACGAGGUCCAUGUCACCAGCAACUACCGGUCAAAUCCAGUGGUACUAUCCUGCUGGAACACCGGCGGCCCCCUUUCACCAUCAGCAUCAUCACCAGCCCAUUCCCUUUUAUGGGUACUCCUCCCCUGCUUACAUUGCAACUGAUGUAACCUACAAUCAUGUUGAUUUGCCACCAGUCAUGAGUUUACGGGGUCAUUUGCUACUGAUUUCAGCUGAGUUAAAACCGCGUGAAGAAGUGACCCCAAACAAAAACAUGAAGUCCAAAAUCCUAAACCAUGGUGAAAACAUGCUUCUAAACGGUGUUGAGUCUUAAUGUUCCGUUAAUUUCGGCAUUGAUUACUGCGAUUGAUUUCUAAUCACAUGGGUAUGAAGUUGUGUGGAAGAAACUAGCUAGUAGUAGAGAAUUAAUAUCAAAGAAAAGAAAUUGUUGUAC
This is a messenger RNA of Rubroshorea leprosula, 984 nucleotides long. The record is from the annotation of a GenBank genome assembly. NCBI's taxonomy places the organism in Eukaryota, Viridiplantae, Streptophyta, Magnoliopsida, Malvales, Dipterocarpaceae.